This is a messenger RNA of Fusarium proliferatum ET1, 4452 nucleotides long. RefSeq names its product putative SMC4-Stable Maintenance of Chromosomes. Gene Ontology annotation, molecular function: ATP hydrolysis activity; protein binding; ATP binding. The transcript is spliced from 3 exons. Gene Ontology annotation, cellular component: chromosome. The record is from RefSeq and is a predicted model, not a curated record. Lineage: Eukaryota; Fungi; Ascomycota; Sordariomycetes; Hypocreales; Nectriaceae. Gene Ontology annotation, biological process: mitotic chromosome condensation. Bases 1 to 4452 code for a protein of 1483 amino acids.
AUGUCUUCCCCUGUCCGGCCAAGGCGCGCAACAAGGCGCACCGCCAUUAUCGAUUCUGACGACGAAGACGAUGUUUCCAACCGCUCUAGAGUCCAGGAUGAGGAGGAGGACUUUGAACCUGAGAAGCCGGCGCCCCGAAGACAGACUCGGUCACGCAAAUCGACGACUCCUGCGCCUGCGCCUGCUGCUGCACCGAAGGCGAGAGGGCGUCCUAGAAAAGCGCCGACUCCAGCUGCUUCGGCGGAGCCAAGCGAACUUCUGGAUGCCGAUACGACACUAAAGGCAGAGGCGAGUUCUCCUGCGAAGGUUGCGUCGCCGCGUAAGCGCAAGAGCACAGCCAGAUCAUCGAUCUCUUCAGUUCCCGACCUGGCCCCCCCUACACCGAAGCCAGAUUCACCGACAGCUUCUCAGGAAGCUUCUGCACUGGCCGAUAUCACUGAUUCUAGUGUGAAUACUUCUGUUGUCGACAAUACACAGGCAACUAUCAAGCCGAUCAAACCUAUGGACACCAUUAUGGAGAAGCCAAUGGAUAUUGUGCUCAAGUCACGGACAUUAGCUGUCCCUGUUGUUGAAGACACAACGCCCAAGUCUCGAAUUGUUUUGACGCAUCUUAUACUCAACAACUUCAAGAGUUACGCAGGCCGGCAAGAAGUCGGCCCUUUCCAUGCUUCAUUCUCAUCCGUUGUCGGACCCAACGGUUCCGGAAAGUCAAAUGUUAUUGACUCUCUGCUGUUCGUCUUCGGUUUCCGAGCUAGCAAGAUGCGACAGGGCAAGAUCUCUGCUCUCAUUCACAACUCAGCAAAGUUUCCGAAUUUGGAUCAUUGCGAGGUCGCCGUCUACUUCCAGGAGGUCAUGGAUCAGCCCGGUGGCGGCCAUGAGGUUAUCCCUAACUCCGAGCUCAUCAUUUCCCGAAAAGCCUUCAAGAACAACUCUAGCAAAUAUUACAUCAAUGGCAAAGAAUCCAACUUUACAACAGUCACCACUCUUCUUCGCGAUCGGGGCGUUGAUCUUGACCACAAACGAUUCCUGAUUCUCCAAGGUGAGGUCGAGUCCAUUGCUCAGAUGAAGGCCAAGGCUGGCAAUGAACACGAAGACGGUCUCCUCGAAUAUCUCGAGGACAUUAUCGGUACGUCCAAGUACAAGGCGCCCAUCGAAGAAUCCGCCACCGAGGUAGAGACCCUCAAUGAUGUCUGCAUGGAAAAGAGCGGUCGCGUUCAGCACGUCGAGAAGGAAAAGAACAGCCUUGAAGACAAGAAGGACAAGGCGAUCGCCUAUAUUCGCGACGAGAACGAGCUGGCGAUGAAGCAAUCUGCUCUCUACCAAUUGUUUACUCACAAGUGCAAUGAGAAUAUUGCUGUUACAGAGGAGGCCAUCAGCCAGAUGCAAGCUCAAUUAGACGCCGAGCUGGAGAAGCACCAUGGAGGCGAACAGAUCAUCAAGAGCCUCGAGAAGGACUACGCCAAGGGUGCCAAGGAGUUUGAAGCACAAGAGAAGUCAACACAAGCUUUGGUCAAGGAGAUGGCCAAGUUUGAGCAGGAGCGUGUCAAGUUCGACGAGAAGCGAAAGUUCUUGGACGACAAGCGUAAGAAGCUUGAGAAAUCUAUUGUCAACGCCGAAACGAACUCCGCCGAAGCCGACGAGACCAUCGAGCAGUGUGGAGAGGAGAUCGAGAACCGCACCCAGGAGAUCGCAGAGCUGGAGGAACAGAUCCAGACUGCAGAGGCUGAGCUUACUCGAAUUAGAGAGAGUCUUAAGGGCAAGACACAAGCUUUCUCUGAUCAGAUUGCCGCCAAGCAGAAGUCUCUUGAACCUUGGAAUGAGAAGAUCAACCAGAAGCAGUCCGCUGUCGCUGUCGCUGAGAGUGAGCUCAACAUCCUUCAAGAAAAGGCCAACGCCGGCGCUGUCGCUCUUCAAGACCUUGAGACCAAAAUCGCUUCGAUUGAGGAGGGCAAGACUGCCAAGCGCGCCGAGCUCAAGUCCUGCCAGACCGAGAGGGCUAAGCUUCUGGAGGAGGCAGAGAAAAUGAGGUCAGAGCUCAAGGUCCUGUCUGAGCAGGAGCCCAAGAUUCGCUCCAAGAUCUCGAAUGCGCGCCAAAAGGCUGACGAGGCCCGCUCAAGCUUGUCUAACACACAGGCGCGGGGUAACGUGCUUGCUGCCUUGAUGCGCAUGAAGGAGUCUGGUCGAAUCGAUGGCUUCCAUGGACGUCUCGGUAACCUUGGUACGAUUGAUCAGAAGUACGAUGUCGCAAUCUCAACAGCUUGUGGUGCCCUCGACAACUUCGUCACUGAGACUGUCGAGGCUGGUCAGCAGUGUAUCGAGUAUCUGCGAAAGAACAACGUCGGACGCGGUAACUUUAUCUGUUUGGAUAAGCUGAGAGUUCGAGACAUGUCGCCCAUCCAGACACCCGAGAACGCUCCCCGAUUGUUUGACCUCGUCACGGCCAAGGAAGACAAGUUUCGAGCUGCUUUCUACCACGCCAUGCAAGAUACUCUUGUCGCUGCCGACCUCGCCCAGGCGAACAGAAUCGCAUAUGGCGCCAAGCGAUGGCGAGUUGUCACUCUCGAUGGUGAACUCAUUGACAAGUCCGGUACCAUGUCUGGUGGUGGCUCGACUGUCAAGAGAGGUCUCAUGUCUUCCAAGCUCGUCUCAGACGUCAGCAAGGAGCAGGUCGCCAAGUUUGAGAGUGAUCGCGAUGGCUGGGAGCAGCAGUUCAAAGAUUUCCAAGAUUAUCAACGCGAGUGCGAGACACGACUCAGGGAGUUGGGCGAGCUGAUUCCUCAGCUAGAAACCAAGAUGCAGAAGAUUAAUCUUGAGAUACAGAGCGCCGAGCGAAACAUCGCCGACAUGCAACGACGCAUGAAGGAAGUCAGCAAGGAGCACCAGCCCUCGGCCUCCGACAACAGUCGCAUCGCUGCUCUGCAGAAGGAGAUCGCAAAGCUCAACAAGGAGACUGAAAGACUUCACGAAGAGACAUCCAGCGUGGAGGAUGAGAUCAAGGCUCUGCAAGACAAGAUCAUGGAAGUUGGUGGUGAGAAGCUUCGUGCGCAAAGGGCCAAGGUCGACUCUAUCAAGGGGGAGAUCUCCUCCAACAACGAGGAAAUCUCUAAUGCUGAGGUCCGCAAGGUCAAGGCUGAGAAGCAGAAGAUCAAGCUGGCGAAGGAUCAUGCGAAAUCGUCCAAAGAGCUUGAGGCUGCUACUCGGGAUCUUGAGAAGCUUGAGAACGACAUCAACAACCAGGGCGAGAGAGCUGAAGAGCUUCAGGCACAAGUUGAGGAGGCUGAAGAAGGAUUGGCCGCUAAGAAGAAGGAGCUUAAGGCGCUCAAGAGCGAGCUUGACGAGAAGACGGCUGAGCUCAACGAGACAAGAGCGGUUGAGAUUGAGAUGCGCAACAAGCUGGAGGAGAACCAGAAGGCUCUUCUUGAGAACCAAGCACGACUUCGCCACUGGGACGAUAAGCUGUCGAAGAUUGUUCUGCAGAACAUUGACGACCUUACGGGAGGCUCAUCGGGCAGCCGCUUCAAGAGACCCAAGCCGCAACCCAAGCCUCAGACGGAUGACGAUGAUGACGUCGACAUGGACGAUGCUCCUCAGGACGAUGUGGACAUGACCGACGCUCCCCAAGAAGAGGAAGAACAAGAGGACCAAGAAGAGGAUGAGGAUGAGGAGGAAUCUGCCAAUGGGCAGCCAAACGAGCUUCCGAGAUACACACCCGACGAGCUCGCUGACAUGAAUGAGAGGACACUCAAGGGCGAGAUUGCAGCUCUCGAGGAGAAGACACAAAAUGUCAACGUCGACCUUGGUGUCCUCGCUGAAUACCGCAGACGAGUGGAAGAGCAUGCUGCUCGUGCCUCAGAUCUCCAAACUGCCAUUGAACAGCGAGAUUCUGCCAAGAAGCGAUGCGACGACCUACGCCGUCUACGUUUGGAAGGUUUCAUGGAAGGUUUCAGCGCCAUUUCCCUCCGACUCAAGGAAAUGUAUCAGAUGAUCACCAUGGGCGGCAACGCAGAGCUCGAGCUCGUCGACAGCUUAGAUCCCUUCAGCGAAGGUAUCCUCUUCAGCGUCAUGCCACCCAAGAAGAGCUGGAAGAACAUCAGCAACCUUUCCGGUGGUGAAAAGACACUCAGCAGUCUGGCCCUCGUCUUCGCUCUGCACCACUACAAGCCUACCCCUCUGUAUGUCAUGGACGAGAUCGAUGCUGCGCUGGAUUUCAGAAACGUCUCGAUCGUCGCAAACUACAUCAAGGAGCGUACCAAGAACGCCCAGUUCAUCGUCAUUUCGCUGCGCAACAACAUGUUUGAGCUUGCGGCGCGGUUGGUGGGCGUGUACAAGGUCAAUCAUAUGACCAAGAGUGUCACUAUUGAGAACAAGGACUACAUCGCGAGACCGCCGGGACACUCGUCGCAGCAGCGCACGCAGGUUGGGGGUAAUACGACGAUACUGCCCUUUCGGUAA